Messenger RNA from Gastrolobium bilobum, 2001 nucleotides. Its product is annotated as sorting nexin 2A-like. Gene Ontology annotation, molecular function: phosphatidylinositol binding. The transcript is spliced from 5 exons. The coding region runs from base 254 to 1792 and encodes 512 amino acids. NCBI's taxonomy places the organism in Eukaryota, Viridiplantae, Streptophyta, Magnoliopsida, Fabales, Fabaceae. The record is from RefSeq and is a predicted model, not a curated record.
CAUGUUGUGAGGUGGCAGCCAUUUGAUUGAAUUGAACUUGAACCCAACCCACAAAUUGGAACCUUCCCUCGUUUCCUUCAUUUUCUUUUUUUCUUUUUCUUACGCGAGUUGACUCAACAACAAGCCCGAGUCAUACCCGCUCCCUGACUCGCUGACUCAGUGUUGUUCAGUCUUCUUCAUUCACCAUGACCCACAAACCCAUUUCCGAUGACACCCAAAACUGUUGAUUCAUUGCAUCCAAAAAAGGAAAAAAAUGAUGAAUGAGGAUCAUUACGAUGUUCACGCUUCCCAAGACGGGGAAAUGGAGUCCCUCGUCCUCGACGAUUCCGGCCACCUCCAACCGCCGCCGCAAAGCCCUAAAUCCCCCUUCAAUUCCUUCCUGGACCCACCUUCCUACGCCGACGCAAUCUUCACCUCCUUCGAUUCCAACGGCCACGACAAAACCCUAGAACUUUCCACAGGAUCCAGUUCCGAUUACCUCCACAUCUCCGUCUCCGAUCCCCAGAAGGAGCAGGAACUCACGAACUCCCUCGUUCCCGGCGGCAACACCUACUACACCUACCUCAUAACCACCACAACGAACUUACCCGAAUUCGGAGGACCCGGGUCCGAAUUCAGCGUCCGGAGAAGGUUUCGUGACGUGGUGACGUUGUCGGACCGGUUGUCGGAGACUUACCGGGGGUACUUCAUCCCGGUCCGGCCGGAGAAGAGCACGGUGGAGAGCCAGGUGAUGCAGAUGCAGGAUUUUGUGGAACAGAGGAGGGUGGCGUUGGAGAAGUACCUAAGAAAAUUGGGUGCGCACCCUGUAAUUGGGAAGAGCGAGGAGCUGAAGGUGUUUCUGGAGGUGAAGGGGAAGCUGCCACUGGCGAAGACCACCGACGUGGCGUCGAGAAUGCUCGACGGCGCGGUGAAUCUUCCCCGGCAGCUGUUUGGUGGAGAGGCUGUGGUGGCUGCGGGUGUGGACUUGAAUGAUGUGUCUCAGCCUGCUAAGGUUGGGAGAGACUUGCUCAGAAUUUUCAAGGAGUUGAAGCAGUCUGUUUCCAAUGAUUGGGGUGGAACCAAACCCUUGGUGUUUGAGGAAGAUAAGGAGUUUAUGGAGAGGAAGGACAAGUUGAUGGAGUUUGAGAACCAACUUAGCAAUGUUUCUCAGCAGGCUGAAUCUCUUGUAAAAGUUCAGCAAGACAUGGGUGAAACAAUGGGUGAACUAGGGUUGGCUUUUGUAAAACUCACCAAAUUUGAGACGGAAGAAGCCAUAUUCGAUUCUCAGAGAGUACGAGCUGCUGACAUGAAAAAUGUGGCAACUGCAGCUGUUAAAGCAAGCAGGUUAUAUCGAGAGCUGAAUACACAAACAAUCAAACAUUUGGAUAAACUACAUGAAUACCUUGGGACAAUGCUAGCCAUCAACAAUGCAUUUUCUGACCGAUCAAGUGCUUUAUUGACUUUUCAAACACUCUCAUCAGAACUAGCUUCUUUACAUUCACGGGUUGAGAAGCUCGAAGUUGCUUCAUCCAAAAUAUUUGGUGGAGAUAAGUCGAGGAUGCGGAAAAUUGAAGAGAUGAGAGAAGCCAUUAGAGUUACUGAGAAUGCUAAGAUUUGUGCAGAUAAAGAGUAUGAACGAAUCAAGGAAAAUAAUAGGAGUGAGCUUGAAAGAAUUGACAAAGAGAGGCAUAACGACUUCCUAAGCAUGCUGCGAGGGUUUGUUGUCAAUCAAACAGGCUAUGCAGAGAAGAUGGCAGCUGUGUGGGAGAAGCUUGCAGAAGAAACCGCUACAUACUCAAGAGACAGCAGCUAAAAUGUACUUGGCUGUAAAUUUUUGUCUUCGACCUUUUUAUGCUGCUUUCUAGAUUGUUUCAUUAAUUUUAAGGUUGUGUAGUAUAGAAGUACUUUUUCACUAUAUUCGGUGAACUUAAUUUUAGCUAAUCAGAGUUAUAUAUGCACAUACUUUCUUGUUUUUGUGACAUUUAAGAUUAGUGUUUAGACAAAUGCGAUGCUCUCAAUGGU